CAGGGAAAUAACACAGCAGAAAAUGGCAGAAAUCUCUGCUGAGAUGUCAAGAUAUGGAUCAAGUCUUGGAUAAAGUGAUAAUUAUUGUUUUCUGGCAGCCCCAUCUGUCAGGCGUUGUGUGUUGAGGGCGGAGCGUGAUGUCCCAGGCAAGGCAUGCUUCAUACUCGGACCUGACCAAUCCAGCCCUUCAACAUGCCAUCAACCAGAACUGUCUGUCUACCAUACACCUUGCAAGACUCGUGUCAGAGUUUGCACAGGAGAUGGCCAGUUCCUACGAGUCCUUUGCCAAAGACAUCCAGCGCGUGGUUGCCAUGUUUCGUGACAGAAGCAAUACCUUGAAGUCUGAACGGUCCCUGGAUACCCCUAGUAGCCUGUACAGUGUAUGGGAGAACCUGCUGAAAGAGACAGAAUUGGAUGCACAGGCCCAUCUUGAUGCAUCUGGCCUGCUGUUGAAGAACGUGAGUGAGCCCUUACAAGAGGUCUCCAAGUACAAGAUGAGUCAGGCCCUGAAACUGCAGACGUUCAGACAGAACUUUGAGGACAUUCUGCAGCACUCGGAAGAAUCGUUUAACAAAAAAGAAGAGGCCUAUCGGGAGACAUACAAGGCCUUCAAGACGUGUGGUAGCCUUGACAACCGUGAGGGCCUGAAGCACACAUUCCACAGCGCCCAUAACGAGUAUCUGCUUCAGCUUCGGGCCUCCAACCGUCUCCAGGACGACAUGAAGGUUACGUUGCCCCAGGUGCUUGAGGAGUUGGAUGAAAUCUGUAUUGAUACAACUAACACUGUGAAUGUGGCGAUUGAAAGCCACUCUCUACUUUUACUUACCAAGGCAAAUGAACAACGAAGACAGCUGGAGAACCUCCUGCGAUGUUGCCGACAGGUCAACCCCAUGUUGGAUAUCUCCUUGUUUGUGAAAGCGAUCAACAGCGAGGAGCACAAAAUACCGUUACAACGACACAAGUUCAGUCCUGCCGAUCCCAUGGCCAACAGUGGGGAGGACUCCUUGAUGAACCACCUUAUCAUUGACAGAGUGACGGAGGGGGCGUUGCUUGAUAAGCGUUCCGGCCUACAGAAGGAGGCUCUGGAACUGACAUCGUACAUUAAACAGAACCAGGAUGUGACCCAGGCCCUGGUGAACAUGUGCCAGAGGAAUUUAGCGCAUCAUCUUUACGCAAAGGUUUACGAAACGCAAGAAGAUUUGUGUCGAAAGCGAAACGAAAUACGAGUUGCAAAUUUACAGCUUGGCAUGGUUCGGGCUCAAAUUGAGCUACUUUCGCCGAAGCAGAAUGGCGCACCAGAAGACGAGCAAGAGAAAAAGAAUCCCUCCACCAUUAGGGGCAUGUGGAAGAAAGCAUUCAAGACACUGAAAAGUUCCUCCUCUGUGGAAAAACUGUCAAAAAAGAGCAGCUUCAGUAAGAAAAAGCAGAACUCGAAAGAAGCUGAUGAGGAAGUGGAACAGUUGAACAGUCCUGUAGACCCUGUGUACAGCCUGUUAAAAUGUGCGGCCGACCUGCCACGGUCCGGGGGCAAGUCCCCCUGCCUGCUCCAUGCCCACUGUAGCGGGCAGCACACGCCCAGUAACCCUGGCAACGCCAGAUACCCCAGUGGUGGUGACAGCAGCGGCAACACUUCCAAGGCUUCCAGCCCAUCCUCCUCAGCUUCACAUAGCCCCAAAACCCGUCGAAAGAAGUUGAAUGUACGCAUGAAAAGUUUUUCCCUGGACACGCCCGAACCACCCAAGCAACUUUUGGCAAUUGACGAAAACACCAAGAAAAAAAGCACCUCUUUUACUAACACUUGUUUCGGAGGAAAAGAGAGUCCGGAAGAUCGGAUGUCGUUUUCUGCGUCCAGCCUGCGCAAGAAGUUCGCCCUUGCCAAAGCCAGCUCUCUGGAGACGGAGGAGAAGAAAAACUGUAGUCUCUCACCAUCACCUAAAUGCUCACCUAAAUCACAACGCAAAGACGCCAAAAGUCUGUAUGUGGCUCUGUACAACUUCAAGGCCAAAGAGAAAGAUGACAUGGACCUCAGAGCUGGUUGGAGGGUAACUGUUACAGAAAGUUCUAAAAAACACUGGUGGAAGGGUAAAACCCAUGGGCGCUCGGGUUAUUUUCCCGCCACAUAUGUGAUACCCCUGCAGUCAGACCAGCGAGUUUUCCAGGUGCUUCAAGCCAUCAACCUCUCAGAUGGCCAGUACUCGAUAAAAUUCCAUAAGGAUCAGAUUGUUCUACAGAUUGGGGAGGCAAUGGAGGGCAUGAUCCUUGUAAGAGCGGCCAACAAUCGCCAAGCACUUUGCCCACUGCAAUAUUUGCAAGAAUUGUGAUGUCAUUUCCUGGGCACCCCCCACAUAGUCAAAGCAACUUUUCCAAAAAUUGUGAUAAUUAUAUUUCUAUCAAAAUUAUAAUGAUAUUUAAAAGACCAGCCAGGGAAACUGCUCUCAGAGUUACGGUAAUAGAGUUAAUAUCUAUAAGAGACAUUUGCUGUCAUAGCAACGAAAGAGUUUGGAGGAUGUAACCAAAAGAUUUAUUGACUUUAGUGUUCCUGACUUUAUGAUUAUCUAUUUUCCACAUUCAAUUCUUGAUGUGGUCAUUAUGUCUGCCUCUCAUUUGAGCACACUUGAGCACAAACCAAACACCUGUACUUUGAGCAGCUUUCUAAUACAUGUAGAUUGGAGUUGUAUGCAUGUGCUUAAAGUGUUGUCCCAGAUUAGCCUAUGCCCUCUGCAUAGGCUUAUCUGGGAUGUCACUUUCCACUGUUAGGGCAUUUUUGUUUAACUCUUACAGUGCGGGAACCAAAUU
Molecule: messenger RNA, 2796 nt
Organism: Dreissena polymorpha
Lineage: Eukaryota; Metazoa; Mollusca; Bivalvia; Myida; Dreissenidae
Exons: 19
Coding region: 138-2321 (727 amino acids)
Biological process (GO): skeletal muscle contraction; positive regulation of voltage-gated calcium channel activity; positive regulation of protein localization to plasma membrane
Cellular component (GO): extrinsic component of cytoplasmic side of plasma membrane
Molecular function (GO): protein binding
Source: RefSeq, a predicted model, not a curated record